AUGGAGGGUCAGGCGGCUCCGGGCGCGGGCGGCGGCGAGGAGCCCCUGAGCUCUGGCAGGAUGAACGCGAAGCGGAGUGGGCGCGCCGCGGAGGAGGAGAGCCGGAACAAACCCAAGCUGAAUAUUCAAAUAAAAACUUUGGCAGAUGAUGUGCGUGACAGAAUAACAAGCUUCAGAAAAUCAGCAGUGAAAAAAGAGAAACCUCUCAUUCAGCAUCCUAUUGAUUCUCAACCUUCUAUAAGUGAAAUCCCACUUGCCCAGGCACUUGUUGAUGAGCGUUGCAUGAACUUAUCAGAAAAAGAAGUUAUGGAUCUCUUUGAAAAAAUGAUGGAGGACAUGAAUCUAAAUGAAGAACGUAAAGCUCCUUUAAGAGAUAAAGACUUGACCACAAAACGGGAGAUGGUUGUCCAGUACAUUUCUGCAACUGCCAAAUCCGGUGGACUGAAAAACAGCAAGCAUGAAUGCACGCUGUCCUCGCAAGAAUAUAUUCAUGAAUUGCGGUCUGGAAUUUCAGAGGAAAAGCUUCUUAAUUGUCUAGAAUCUUUGAGAGUGUCUCUAACUAGUAACCCAGUCAGCUGGGUUAACAAUUUUGGACAUGAAGGUCUUGGACUUUUGUUGGAUGUAUUGGAAAAGCUUCUGGACAAGAAACAACAAGAAAGUAUUGAUAAGAAGAAUCAACAUAAACUUAUCCAGUGCCUCAAAGCAUUUAUGAAUAAUAAAUACGGAUUGCAAAGGAUUCUAGGAGAUGAAAGAAGUCUCUUGCUGUUAUCAAGAGCAAUUGAUCCAAAGCAACCACACAUGAUGACUGAAACAGUGAAAAUACUUUCAGCUAUCUGCAUUGUUGGAGAGGAAAAUAUUCUGGACAAGCUUUUAGGUGCUAUAACAACUGCUGCUGAAAGGCACAAUAGGGAACGUUUUUCUCAGAUUGUUGAAGGACUGGAAAACCAUGAAUUCUUACAGCUGCAGGUAGCCUGUAUGCAGCUCAUCAAUGCCCUUGUUACAUCUCCAGAAGAUCUUGAUUUCAGGAUACACUUGAGAAAUGAGUUUUUACGUUGUGGCCUGAAGAAAAUACUGCCUGGCUUGAAAGAUAAGGAUAAUGAAGAGCUUGAUAUUCAGCUGAAAGUGUUUGAUGAGAACAAAGAAGAAGACUUAAUUGAACUGUCACAUCGUCUCAAUGAUAUCAGAGCUGAAAUGGAUGAUGUGAAUGAAGUAUUUCAUCUACUGUAUAAUAUGUUGAAAGAUACUUCUUCUGAAAAUUACUUCUUGUCAAUUCUCCAACAUUUCCUUCUCAUCAGGAGUGAUUACUAUGUCAGACCUCAGUAUUACAAGAUAAUAGAAGAAUGCGUAUCACAGAUAGUAUUGCACUGCAGUGGUAUGGACCCGGAUUUUAAAUGUAGAGGAAGAAUGGAUGUGGAUUUUACUCAUCUUGUUGAUGCAUGUGUGGACAAAGCUAAAGUAGAAGAGAGUGAAAAGAAAGCAGCAGAGUUUUCCAGAAAGUUUGAUGAAGAGUUCACAGCUCGACAGGAGGCACAAGCGGAGCUUCAGAAACGAGAAGAGAAAAUCAAAGAACUUGAAACAGAAAUCAAACAGCUACGAACCCAGAAAGUGUUUGUUUCGGAUGGCUUUGUACUUGAAUUGUGA
This is a messenger RNA of Leptosomus discolor (cuckoo roller), 1641 nucleotides long. Lineage: Eukaryota; Metazoa; Chordata; Aves; Leptosomiformes; Leptosomidae. The record is from RefSeq and is a predicted model, not a curated record.